This is a messenger RNA of Dissoconium aciculare CBS 342.82, 2142 nucleotides long. RefSeq lists its product as uncharacterized. The coding region runs from base 1 to 2142 and encodes 713 amino acids. The transcript has 3 exons. Gene Ontology annotation, cellular component: cytoplasm. The record is from RefSeq and is a predicted model, not a curated record. Lineage: Eukaryota; Fungi; Ascomycota; Dothideomycetes; Mycosphaerellales; Dissoconiaceae.
AUGUCGUCCGCCGCCUCCACCCCGCCCCGCUCCCCCUCCGUCGCCGCCUCAACCUUCACACCGCUCGUCUGCGUCGUCGACUUCCACCACCACCGUGGUCCGGAGAUCGAACAUUGGAUCGGCGCCUCUCCCGACAGUGACCCCACCACCCAAAAUGACUGGCAUCUCAUCCCAUACAUGGCGCUGCCGGACGGCGCACACCAAUCAGAAGAGGAGUUUAGCUAUUUCAGCCUGGUACACAAGGCGUCCACGACGGAGACCGGACAGGACGUCAUUCCCACCUCGGUGUUUGGAAUUAGCUGUAUGCACCAGAUCGAUUCGGCGGGAUUGCUGUACCGCCCACCUGAAGUCACCCGCAGUGCAGUACAAAAGGCUGUCGUGGCGAUCACGGACAGACCGCAGAAUUUCGGCGCGCUGAGGGAGAGGUUGAGUGUGGUGACGAGUGCGUGGUUCGCGCAGAAGGACUUCCGGGACAUCGAUAUUUUGCAGCGCUUUCAGGAGAGCCUGGUGAGGGACAGUCGGCAGGAGAGUGAUCGCGACCAGUACUUCGGGUUGAGUCUUCGCGAAUUGAUACACACGUUCAAAUGGCAGACGCUGGUGCUGUUGAAAUGUUUGCUUCUUCAACGAAAGAUUUUGUUUUUUGGAUCACAUUGCGAGCGAUUAUGUCAGGUCCAAUUCUCCCUAAUAUCGUUAAUACCGGGAUUGAUCCGGACGUUACAAGACUGCGCCGACCCUCACAUGGACCGCAAUGCCGAAACCCGGCAAAAGCCCGAUUCGGUACGAACGAGCGAUCGCGCGUCUGUCCUCACAUAUGUUGGAUUGCCACUCCAGCUCUUCGGCAAGGGCAGCUUCUUUGGGCCUUACACACCUUUGCAGCAACUCGACACCAUCACCGAUCUUGAGACGAAGAGCUACGUGAUCGGUAGCACCAACAGCUUAUUAUUACAACAUAAGGAGAAGUAUUGCGAUGCAUUGCUCAACCUUGACGAGAAUGUGGUCAGCAUACUUGCACCGAAUCUGAAAUCUGUCUUGACGCUAUCGGCGUCAGAUCGGAGAUGGAUCGACUUUCUCACCCAAGCCGUUAAUGACACUUGGGAUCCUAGCGAUCCAUCAAGACCUACCACCCACGGCUACUCAGGUAGCGAAGAAUUCAUUCGAUUACAAUUCGAAGAAUAUCUCAUCGCAUUGUUAUCCUCCACCAAGUAUCAUCAAUAUCUCGCAGCAUGCAAAGACACCGGCGCGAAAGCCAUCGGCACCGGCAUCGAAGGCGAUCCCGCCACCGACUUUGCCCUCCCCUUCAUCGACGCCUGGCAACAAUCGGAAAACUACACUCUCUGGAACCGCACGACAGACGACCAUCUCUUCGACAUCGUCGAACCCCGCCAUCCCUGCGCCGGCGGCCUCACCAUCGACGACGUCCAACGCCGCCUCGCCGCCCAAGUCGCCGAACUCCACCUCGACGAACGCUUCAACCAAACCCGCGAAGUCGUCGGCAAGCGCCUCGCCGACGGUCGCGUGCAGGUGACCUCCGCCCUGAGCAAAGUCUGGACGGACAUCGAAGCCAUGCGCGAGGCCCAGCGGAAACGCGGCGACGAAGCUGCCGCAGCCGCAGGCCAAAUACAGAACGAGAACAAGAGCCCUACCUCGCCCUCGGCGGAUCAGACACGAUUCCCGAAACCGGAUCUCACCGUGGCGGGCGCGACGGUCGUCGCGGCGGGCCAGAAGGCGGGUUCGUUUUUCAGCUCCUGGGGCUCUUGGGCGUCGGAGAAGAGGAGGUCGGGAUGGGUGCGGUCGGCGAGUGGAUCGGAGGUCCCAAAAGCAGCAGCGGUGGCGGCGGGCACUUCGUCGACGACAGCGGGUGCAGCGCCUGGUCUCGUCGUGGAGGAACCCCCGUUGAAAGUGGCGCUCGAGGAGGAGAAGAUCAUGUGGGAAGGGGAGAUUUUGAAGGAGGGCCUUCAUGAUGAUGAUGAUGGCGAUGAUGAUGACGAUGACGACGACGAUGACGGUGAUGAUGACAAGAAACGAAAUUCCAAGUCUGUAGAGGCCGUGGUCAAGAAAGAGGAGGGCAAGAUGGAGAGUGCAGCGGAUGAGGUCAAGACCACAGCAUCGGCUCUGCAGGAGAAGGAAAACGAAAGCUCAUGA